Messenger RNA from Geodia barretti, 2877 nucleotides. The record is from the annotation of a GenBank genome assembly. Lineage: Eukaryota; Metazoa; Porifera; Demospongiae; Tetractinellida; Geodiidae.
CGGCCGAGGAUAUAUUAUAUCGAAAUAGCAGUUUUUGGAAGGAGCAUAGAAGAGACGAGGUAGAGAGAAUGGAUCAUCUGAAGGCGGUGGGGAAAGCGAUAAAGAACAGUCCACGAGCUCUACGGAAGAAGUUUGUCCACGUCGACCAUCACGAGCGUGAGUCUGAACGCCGCCUUCAGCCAUAAAGUUACGUAGAGCGGACGGUUAGAUACGUAGGUAUCUCUCUAGUAUACACACAUAGCAUAAUGUGCAUUAGCUAGCCACCCAGCUAGACGCAUAUGGAGCUUGCACUGGUGCGGCGAAUGGCCAAUUCUCUACGAGGUCCCUGGUCCAGGGAAUUGAACUCAUUUUUGCACUGCUAAUCUAACAGUUGAAGGGACGCGCGUCAACCAGUCUUUGUUGGUGUUCUGCGGAGCCUGAAACCGAUUAGAAAGCACUGUCACCGGUCUGUGACAACUACAAGCCUCCAUUAGCUCUAUACUUCACGUGUGUACGUGUUUGUAGUAGUACCACAAGCUACUGUAACUAAACAAGGGCUGGUGCUGUAUAUUUACGUUUCUCUAGAUUUGGACGAAGACUGGUACCACUCUGAAGACCCGGUCAAUGCAGGAGUCACUUUCUUUGUCAAGUAUCUUGGCUGUACGGGUGUGACGCGGACACACGGUACCGGAUCCACUGACGAAGCAGUCAAAACCAUCGUCCAGGAUGCCAAAGCAAGAGGAGGCAAACUCCAGAAGGUCCAAAUAACUGUCUCGUCAAAGUUUGUCCGACUCAUCGACGUGCAACUUCAGAUGAAGCUUGACGAGCUACCCUUGUACAGAGUGUCCUACUGCACCGUUGAUCCAUACUACGACAAGGUCUUCUGUUACAUAUCACGAAAUGCCGAGACCAAGGGACUCGAGUGCCACGCCUUCCUCUGCACUAAAAAGUCAAAGGCGGAGGCCAUUACCCUGACGGUGGCUCAAGCAUUCAACAUUGCCUUUGAGAGGUGGCAGGCCUCUAAAAAGCGAGCGGCUCAAAAGGCACCAUCGACAGGUAUAGACAUUGGUGACAGAGCGACAGCUACAACCGCCUCAAAAGCAGCCGACACACCCAACGGAACUUCAGGUGCAGCUCGGAAGACCACACCCCCAAUACAAGUAGCCACGCCCACCCUUGCCCCGCCUCCGUCAAACUCAAAACGGGUCACCCCCUCCCCUCCUCCUCCCAACACAAACAACGACCCCGUCCUCAAUAUUGACGUGACGGCCCCCACGAACCCCCCACCCCCUGUGGUCUAUCAUGUACCGGUGGAGAGGAGAUCUUCUCGGGACGACAGCCACCUCAAUAUUGGUCCACUGGCGGUCAAGUCAACCAUUGCCAAAGCCGUCAGCUUGGACUAUCUCCAACUGGAGGACAAUUUCGACAUGGAGUUUACUCGCCUUGCGGAGGCUCGCUCCAAUCCUCGCCUGCCCAUCGGGGACCAUAUAAGGUCAUCGAGGUUCGAAGACGACGUGGCAGGCUUUCUGCAGGGGGAGCGUUCGUCCAAAGACGUUAUGCAAACACGCUCAGUCGACGACCUCCUUGACUUGUGAAUUUUAAAACCAGGAGUUUGUUUUUUUCCUUUUUUUUCUGAGUCGUUUUUCAUGAACUGCUUUUGUGUGUUUCUCUUUAAAAGUGCAUGAAUCAUUCUCUUUAUUUUUACCAUUUUGUGUCACUAAAAUUAGCUACGUGUUGGUGUCUGAUUUUUUUGAAGUGGCUCUGUUUUUUGUGUAGUUUUUCUGGAUUUCCCCAGGAGCUCCUUUUUUUCUCUCUUCCUUCUCUCUCUUUCUCGCUUCCUUUUUCUUGUGAAAUGUCCUGCUGGGCCUGACCCCUUCUUCAGACACGCCCACUUUCUUUGCCGUUUUAUUUUCCCCACCGUUAUCCUUGCCGUCUCUACGUCUGAUUUCAGUCUUUGACUGUUCGAACCUUUUUCUCGCAGGAUCGCUCUUUUUCACUCGUGCCCCACCAACUCUUCUCCCCGCUCUUUUCCUUGUGACAGUUUUCACUGCUUCUGCAGCCGUCUUGACUUGCGUCCCCGAAAACUGUGCGACAGAACCGGCAGCUCUGUGUGUCCGACUCGUGUCCUUACUUUUCAUCACUCGCAGUUUCUGACCGUUCAACUCCGUCUUUCGGCUGCUCUGCAGUGCAAACAUCACUCCACUCCUGUCGCUGUAGGUCACAAACCCAAACCCCUUCCCGAUUCCGGUUUUCUGUUCUCGUACGACUCGCACCGAUUCCACGUCCCCGUACUUCUCAAACGCCGUUCGGAAUUCUUCAUCGUCGACUCCAUAAGGGAGCCCUCCGACAAAGACGGAUCUCUCGUGGAUGUGUUCUCUUCCUCCAGUCGCCACAUCUACUCUGAUGUGCCGAUCGCCAACCGAUGCUCCGUUCAGCUCUAGAGCUUUCCUAGCACUUUCCUCCUCUGUGUAAACCACAUAAGAGUUUAUGGUUGAGCUCGAUAUCUGCUCCUGUUUUCGUUUCGCCACCCGCACUGGAAGACGUCCCUUCUCCACCACAAUAGAGCGAAGUCUCACGCUUUCAACCUUCCCGUGCUGGCUAAACAGCUGCUUCAGUCUCCUCCGAGUGAUGGUCGGCGGUAAGUUGCCCACAAACACGGUUCUCUCCUUCCGAGGGUCUUCCGCGUGUCUCUUACGUCUGCCGUACUCCGUCUUCACGCCUGGUGUUUUGCUUUCACCAGCUCCGCCGUCUUCCUUUUCCUUCGCAGUCUUGUCUGUGGGUAUUUGGAGGCGCGGUCUUCCAGUCUUGUCCGUCUCUAGCACCUUAAACUGUGGAGUCACAGCUCUGUAGCCUGAAAAGAGCUCCUCCAUCUCUUUCCCACGCGAGGAUGUUUCAAAA